This is a messenger RNA of Manis pentadactyla (Chinese pangolin), 6034 nucleotides long. RefSeq names its product IKAROS family zinc finger 4 (gene IKZF4). Gene Ontology annotation, biological process: regulation of transcription by RNA polymerase II. Gene Ontology annotation, cellular component: mitochondrion. The transcript has 9 exons. Bases 1390 to 3081 code for a protein of 563 amino acids. Lineage: Eukaryota; Metazoa; Chordata; Mammalia; Pholidota; Manidae. Gene Ontology annotation, molecular function: DNA-binding transcription factor activity; heme binding; oxidoreductase activity. The record is from RefSeq and is a predicted model, not a curated record.
AGGGAACCAUCUGUUUCCCAGAACUACCUUCUCAACCCUUUUCCACAACCAUCCUUUGGUCUCAUUACCACAGAAAAACCUUUCCCUCUAUCUCUCCACUUCUUGGACCACAACUUGUACUGUGCCUUCCUAAGCCACACACACACUGCACAUUUCCACCCAGUUAUCAGCCCUCCUUUAGCAUUAUGCUAUCCCUCCUGCCCACUGACCUAUGCCAGGGGAGAGCUGUUGGAGCAAGGGGCUAGAAGUGGGGAAAGUCAUUCUAGAAACAAGUGCUCUUUCCUCUUCCUAUCCCACCUCCAUUGCAAAUUCGUAUUACCACUGAGGCCUUAUUUUGCUUUUCUUCUUGGAUUCUUCAGAGAAUGUGUGUGGAUAUGUGUAAGAAAGGUAUAUAUGAAGCUUCUGCCUCUUGGUUGUGAGGGGCGCAAACCCCUUCCUUUAUAGUUUUCACUUUUCUAACUACAUCAAUAAAGUAUCUGUUUAAUACUAAAAACACAAAAAAGGAAAAGAUAACGACUUUCGACACUUCUUCAACCUGGGGCAUGAACAUGUAGCAGGAGGGAGGUGCAUUGAUUGGUACUGGGAUGUGGAGUGAAUUCAAAACGUGGUGUAGGGGAGGAGAAAGGAAGCAGGUGCAGAGAAUUCAAAAGUGGGGCUUGCUUCUCUGAGGUCUGUCAUCUGCAGGGCUGCUUAGGUGAUACCCCUAAGAGAAGAUGUUUUUAAUUGGUAUUCUUAAGCUCUUCCCCCCACAAUUCCUGCACUCUUGGCAGGAAAGGCAAAGACUGCCAAGAGCUUAAAGUCAAUAUUGUCUUAGGAGGGGCAGGACAAAACUUCGCACUAGGGUCAGAGGUGCCGGGAUACGUGGGCGUCCAAUGUGCGCCUAGUUUGCAAAUAAGAUGCAGAUGAAGGGGCGGCCAUUGAGCCGCCCUCUGCCCUCGACCGCGCCUUUAGGACUGGAAUCUUUCGGCGCUCGGCUACUCUCCCCUAGCUCUUCUCCCUUUCCCCAGCAGUAUUCCCGGCUUGGGGGUGCUCGGUGUUCAGCCACGCAGCCUGUCGCUUGGUAGUGGGACCGGAAAUUGUUCGGGGGCGGGGGGACGGCUGUGAUGGGGGGGGUUUAUGGGGAGCAUCGGUCCCUCCUCAGGUGAAUCCGCUGAUGGAGAUGGAGAAGGAGCCGCCGCCAUCGCUGAGCGCCCGGGUCCUGGCUUCGGCCCGGCUGCCGCCGCCUCAGUGACCCCACUCCCCCCGCACUGGGCCGCCCGGGCCAGAGUGGGGGACCCUCGCCCCCUGCUCUCCUCUCCCACAAUUACCGUCCCCUCUCCCUGACCCCCACAGCCUGCGCGCGCACGGAGCCGCCUCAGAAUCUCGCUAAGAUGGACAUAGAAGACUGCAAUGGCCGCUCCUAUAUGUCUGCUGGAGAGGGAUCUCCCAGGAGGGUGUGUUCCGGAUUUCUUGCCUCAGGCCCAAGACGCCAACCAUUUUAUAAUGGAAUCUUUAUUUUGUGAAAGUAGCAGAGACUCAUCUCUGGAGAAGGAGUUCCUCGGGGCCCCAGUGGGGCCCUCGGUGAGCACCCCCAAUAGCCAGCAUUCUUCUCCCAGCCGCUCACUCAGUGCCAACUCCAUCAAGGUAGAGAUGUACAGCGAUGAGGAGUCAAGUAGACUGCUGGGGCCAGAUGAGCGGCUUCUGGAAAAGGACGACAGUGUGAUCGUGGAAGAUGCCUUGUCAGAGCCCCUGGGCUACUGUGAUGGGAGUGGGCCAGAGCCUCACUCCCCUGGGGGCAUCCGGCUGCCCAAUGGCAAACUCAAGUGUGACAUCUGCGGCAUGGUCUGCAUUGGACCCAAUGUCCUCAUGGUGCACAAGCGCAGCCACACAGGGGAAAGGCCCUUCCACUGCAACCAGUGUGGAGCCUCCUUCACCCAGAAGGGGAACCUGCUGCGCCACAUCAAGCUGCACUCUGGGGAGAAGCCCUUCAAAUGUCCCUUCUGUAGCUAUGCUUGCCGCCGGCGUGAUGCACUCACUGGCCACCUUCGCACGCAUGCUGUCUCCUCUCCCACGGUGGGUAAGCCCUACAAGUGUAACUACUGUGGCCGGAGCUAUAAACAGCCAAGCACCCUGGAGGAGCACAAGGAGCGGUGCCACAACUAUCUACAGAGUCUCAGCACUGAGGCCCAAGCUCUGGCUGGCCAACCAGGUGAUGAGAUCCGUGACCUGGAGAUGGUGCCAGACUCCAUGCUGCACUCAUCUUCUGAGAGGCCAACAUUCAUUGAUCGCCUGGCCAACAGCCUCACCAAACGCAAGCGUUCCACCCCACAGAAGUUCAUAGGCGAAAAGCAGAUGCGCUUCAGCCUCUCAGACAUCCCCUAUGAUGUGAAUGCAGGUGGCUACGAGAAGGAUGUAGAGUUGGUGGCCCACCAUGGCCUGGAACCUGGCUUUGGGGGGUCUCUGGCCUUUGUCGGGGCAGAGCAUCUGCGGCCCCUCCGCCUUCCACCCACCACUUGUAUCUCAGAACUCACGCCUGUCAUCAGCUCUGUGUACACCCAGAUGCAGCCCCUCCCUGGUCGACUGGAGCUUCCAGGGUCUCGGGAGGCAGGUGAGGGACCCGAGGACCUCGCUGAUGGAGGUCCCAUCCUCUACCGGGCUCGAGGCCCCCUGACUGACCCUGGGGCAUCCCCAAGCAAUGGCUGCCAGGACUCCACAGAUACAGAGAGCAACCACGAAGAUCGGGUUGGGGGCAUGGUGUCCCUCCCCCAGGGCCCUCCACCCCAGCCACCUUCCACCAUGGUGGUGGGCCGGCCCAGUCCUGCCUAUGCCAAAGAGGACCCCAAGCCACAGGAGGGUUUACUGCGGGGCACCCCAGGUCCCUCCAAGGAAGUGCUCCGCGUGGUGGGCGAGAGUGGAGAGCCUGUGAAGGCCUUCCGGUGCGAGCACUGCCGCAUCCUCUUCCUGGACCAUGUCAUGUUCACCAUCCACAUGGGCUGCCAUGGCUUCCGAGACCCUUUUGAGUGCAACAUCUGUGGUUAUCACAGCCAGGACCGGUACGAGUUCUCCUCCCACAUUGUCCGGGGGGAGCAUAAGGUGGGCUAGCGACCUGCUGCCCUCCACUGCCCUGCCUGCAGGGGCUCAGCCCUGCCCCCCACUGCCAAGGAGCUGUGCGGCCCCCCCCACUGACUGCCAACCUCAUGCUCAGCCCUGGCCCCCGCUCACCUAGUCUCCUCUACCCCGACUGAUCGGACAUUGUGAGGAAACAGGCCUUUUGCUUAUGCUUCUCUUUUCUCUCUUCUCCCUUCUCAGCCCAUUCACUGAGUUAUUUAUUAAUAUAAUUUGAUUUUCUUCUGCUUUUUUCUUUAAUUUAGACCAGUCACUUGCACCUCCUGCCCUCCUGCCCACAGUCUCCUUCCACAUUAGGCCCAGUUUCCCUCUCUUUGGUUUAGCUUUGCCCCGCAGCCCCAGGUGGGAAGCUCCCUUGAGUUCUAAGAGACCUUAAGCUUUUUGCUUUAAGUCCUCACCCUUUGCAUUAUCUGCUUCUUCAGUGUUGAUGCUGAUAGCUCCCUCUGGCCGUACCUUAGCUCUGUGGCAUUAUACCUCCUCUCUGGGACCCUUCAACCUGGUACUCCAUACCUCUUGUGCCCUCUCACCUUAGGCAGCUUGCACUAUUCCUGAACAAAUGAAGAAUUUCCUCAUUUGGAAGUAAGGGCUGAGGAAAUUCUCCCCAGGCACCGUGGGACUGAGGGUCCUCUUGACAGCCCCCUAGUAAUCUGAGUUCCCCAAAGCCCACAUUCAGGACCUCCCUCUAGGAUAUGGUAUAUUUAUCCUCGAACAACCCCCAGCGCUGCUGUACUCUUGUACACCUGCCAGUCUACUCAGUGGUGGUUUUGUUCUCCUUGGAGUGCCCCAAUUUUAUAUUCUCAGGGGCUGAGGCUAGGUCUGCGGUCCUCUGACUCUGACACAUUGGGAGCCAUAGGUGCCUAAUUGGAAACCAGGGCAUGGGAAGGGGGUGAGUUAAAAUUCUCCUUUUCCACCUCUCAAACUUCUUCACUCUAGUGACCUUCCUAGGUUGUCAGGGGCCCCUGCGGUCCUCGUCCUAUGAGAAACUAGCGGGUUGCUGCCUGAUGACAAGGGGUAUCUCAACCCCAGUCAUGCUGCCUUCUCCUCCCCCUCAGCAGGAUUCACCCUCUCAUUCUGAGUCUUCUGGGCCCUGUUCUUAGGAUCAGUGUUUCUUUUCUCUCUUCUGAUUUUCAUAUAACCAAAAAUUAUCCCAGGAUGGGCAAGGACACGUGCCCCUCACCCUAUUCCACUCUUGUCCCAGCAAGAAUAGGAUGGGCGAAACUGAACUAGGGGUCAUCCUUUACCCCCUUCUACACUCAGCUCCCAGAUGUGGGGCAGGAAGGGGCAGUCUCCUCCCGGCUACUGCGGAGACCCCUGGCUGCUUAGGUAACCUGAUCAGUGAGAAAGGGGCAGGAGGAGACUUGCUCCCCUGCAAGUGGAGGGCUCUUUCUACAGGAGUUUCCUGCCCAAGGCUGUAGCUAUCCCAUUCUCUGCUUCCUUGAGAUUCAAACCAAAGGCUGUUUUUCUAUAUUUAAAGAAAAAAAAAGUGAAAACCAAACACAGCACCUCACAAGUUGUAACACUUGGUCCUUCUCUCCUCUCUCCCCUUCCCUCUUUCUUUCCAUGUUGUCCUGUCCUGAUUGGCUCUCUUGCCUCCCACUUAUCUCACUCCCUAUCAGGGAUAAUUUAGGGGGAUGGUAAAGGGUUGGCUAAGGAACAGACCCUGGGUUCAGGGCUCCUAAGAGCUCUAAGAAGAGUUUACCUUACCCCCUUAUGGGAAGGGGGACCCUAAAAAACACUUCUCUUCCUCCUUUUUCUUGCCCAUUAUGUGUGGUCUCCUCAGGAGAACCAGCUUGUCAUGGCGGGACACUAUGUUCCUCCUUGUCAAUGUAGCAAUAAACAUGCUGCCAAGGGCAGAGGAUGGGGACUUAGCUGGGAGGAGAGCAUCUCUAGUGGAGGGAAGAGUCUUUUCAAAGCACCCAAGUGAACUGGCUCUUUGUUUCAGGAUGGCAGCAGAGCUGCGAUUAAUAUCUUGGGUUCUCCUCUACUGUUCUGGUUAUUGAGCCAUUUCCCAUUGAACCCACCCAUACCUCUUCUGUGUCUGCUGUUGUGUUUGGUGACACCUCAUAAGGACUACUCCUUUCUGCGGUAUCAGAGUCUUAGGGUGACCAUCCCUCCCCGAGUCAGCUUUGGCGCCUGUAACCUCCUGGAAUGUGAAGGACUAUGCUCUGAGGCUAUACUCUGAGCCCAUGAAAGCAGAGACUGGAAGGGCAAGACCAGGUGCUAAGGAGGGGAGAGAAGGGCACUCUGGCUCUCUCCAGACCAUCACUGCACUUUAACCAGGGUCUUAGGUACAAAAUCCUAUUCCAGAGUCUUCCAGCUCUGGAACCUCAAACAUCCUCAUGCUCUCUCCCAGCUCCUUUUGCAUAAAAAAAAAAAACAAGAAAAAAAAACAUACAUUGAAACCCACAUGGAGAAAAGAGGUGUUUUCUUUUUAUAUUGGUAUUCAAAAUCAACUCCACCCCAAAAAAUUUCUAAACAGACACUUUUCCAGUGUUUUUUGUGUCAGUGUCCAAGCUGCAGAUGGGAUUUUAUAACACUUCUGGCAGCUUUCCUUGUGUACAUAAUAUAUAUAUAUUAUAUAUAUUUUUAUUCAGAAGUUAUGAAGAAUGAACAGAAAAAAAAAUCACAGAAGCAAGUGCAAUACCACCUCCUCUCUCUCCCAGGAUUUCAUUUGUAGCCUAUGCUUGGUGUCUCCUUGGACCUCGCCCUUCACCUCCUCCUCUUCCUCCGGUUCUCCCCUUCCGUUUUUUUUAAAGAGUUUUUCUCCAUUCUCAAGGGGAGUUAAACUAGCUUUUGAGACUUAUUGCAAAGCAUUUUGUAUAUGUAAUAUAUUGUAAGUAAAUAUUUGUGUAACGGAGAUAUACUACUGUAAGUUUUGUACUGUACUGGCUGAAGGUCUGUUACAAAUAAACAUGAGUAAUUUAACACC